Messenger RNA from Giardia duodenalis, 369 nucleotides. RefSeq lists its product as uncharacterized. The transcript has a single exon. Lineage: Eukaryota; Fornicata; Diplomonadida; Hexamitidae. The record is from RefSeq and is a predicted model, not a curated record. The coding region runs from base 1 to 369 and encodes 122 amino acids.
AUGAUGAGUUUAGAAGGAGAAAAAGCCGAGGUGCAGGCUCUCCUGAAGCGGCUAGGGGAGCGCCGUACACACAUUGUGAAAGCAGCAGAAAACAUAGACCGGCUUCUGGCUCAGGUAAGUGCUUCAGAAAGUGAUCAACGGCUGUUCACAGCACUCCAGGACGCCCAUGCGUCCACUCCUGUAUCUCUCUCACCCAAGGCGUUACUUCGACUUGAGGCUCUCAAAAAGAGGCUUUUUCUGGCGCAAACGCGGGAAGCAGAUAUACGUGAACAACUCGACCUCGUUUUUGGUGAUUGCACAGAAACAUUGUUGGAUCUUCAACUAAUCAUUGAUGAGACGAAAGAACUGAGGACGGAGAUUGGCAAGUGA